UCACUUUCAAUAGAACGCCAACAGGGUUUGCUUCUAAAACCGUAUCUCUCGUAGAAAAAAAAAUCCACUUUUGAAACGUCGUCAACUCGCCGGCGGCGACUUUGUCGGAUACUAAACGAGAAUCUCUAGAAUAGUAGAGUGUUUCUACAGUUUCCCUUUCCAUUUUGUUGAAUACCCUUUUCGUUUUAGUCUGGAAAAUGACUUGUGAUUCAGAGAUCAAGCUGUUUGGCAAGAUACUUCCGGUGGUCGUCUCCGGCGCCGGUAGGGGUUUGUAUGGUAGUGAUGGUGUUAGAUAUGAGGUAAAUAGAAAUUGGUCUGAUCUUGAUCGAUGUUUAGAGGGAAAUAAAGCAAGCAGUGUAGAGAAAGAUGAAGGAAGUGAGUAUGAAAAGCAAGAAGCUGAAAAGGAUGAUAUAACUGGAGAGCUCAGUGAAGCUAAAUCUGAGGAGGGAGAUCAAAAUCAGAUGAUGGAAGAAUCAGAAAAUACUAAGACUCCAUCAGAAUCAGAGAGCAGUCCUAAAUCUUCAACUGAGGAAGACCCUCAAGCAGUAAAAUCAUCCGAGACUGAGAAUGAACCAACUAAUGUGACAAAUUCUGAGCAGAACAAUCUGAAGAAGCCAGACAAAAUCCUCCCAUGCCCUCGUUGCAAUAGUUCGGAUACAAAAUUCUGUUACUAUAAUAACAACAAUGUCAACCAGCCUCGUCAUUUCUGCAGGAGCUGCCAGAGGUAUUGGACUGCCGGUGGAACCAUGAGGAAUCUCCCUGUGGGAGCUGGUCGUCGCAAGAACAAGAAUCUUGCAUCUCAAUACCGUCAUAUAAGUAUCCCUGAAGGAUUACUAGCAGCAGGAAUUGAAUCUCCAAAUGGAUUAAUUCACCAUCCAAUAUUCAAACCAAAUGGCACUAUUCUAUCCUUUGGUCCCGACAUACCCCUGUGUGAACCUAUGGCUUCUGCAUUAAAUCAAGCAGAGAAAAGGGUAUCGAAUGGUAUCCAAAAUGGUUCUCACAAAUCAGAAGUCAAGAAUUCUUCUUGCAAAGGUGGAGAUACUGGGGAUGAGUGCUAUAGGGGGUCUAACAUCCCAACUCCAAAUAUGAUGGUGGAAGAAGGUAAAGGAGAGGCCCACAAGGCUGUUAUGCAUGGUAUAAAUGGCAUCCCAUCUCCUGUUCCUUGCCUCCAUGGAGUACCUUGGCCUUUUCCAUGGAAUGCUGCAGUUCCUAUGUCGGCUAUUUGCCCCAUUCCCUUCCCUAUGCCGUUCUUCCCUACUCCUUAUUGGAAUUGCAGUGUGCCUCCUUGGAGUAAUCCUUGGCUGAGUCCACCUCUGCGAGCAGCAAACGAGAAAACAUCAGGUUCUGAUCCUACUUCGCCUUUAGGGAAGCAUUCUAGAGAAGGGGAUUUGCUUAAGCCAAGCAAUCCUGGGGGCAAAGAACAAUCAGACCAAAAGUAUUCAGAGGGGUCUAUUUUGGUCCCAAAAACAUUGCGGAUUGAUGAUCCUGAUGAAGCUGCUAAGAGUUCUAUAUGGUCAACACUUGGGAUUAAAUAUGAUUCUGCUAACAGGGGAGAGUUUUUCAAGGCCUUACAACCAAAAAGCAAUGACAAGCACAACAAAGCCAAUACAUCUCCAGUAUUGCAUACUAACCCUGCAGCUUUAUCUAGAUCUAUCACCUUCCAACAAAGUGCCUAAAGAUGAUCCUAUGAAUCUCCGUAGGAUGGUCUUCACUUGAAAUUAAGUGUGACUCUGUUAUCUGAUGAGGGCUUUUUGGGGCCUAGCAACCAAAAAGUAACAAAGCUAAGAUAAUGCUUUUUUCUCCCAUUGAGCUCCAGCGGGAAGUACGUGAUCAACUUCAUGGAUUUCCUGCCUGAUGGACACUUACCGCGCACUAGAUCACUUACAGAACUGUGAGGCUAAUAUCUCUCAAGUGAUCCAAUGAAACUGGGGAAAGCUAUUGUAGAAACUUAUGUUUAUAGUUUUCUUGGUAGCAAUAAGAGCUAGUGACUGGCUUGGUUUCUACUUUUUGUGUGUUUUCUAAAUGUACAUAGCUUUUUACAGCUAACACUAGAAGGAGGAAGACAGUUGUUUAGAUCCUCAUCCAACAGUUGUAACAUAUUUUAAAUUAAUGUCAAA
Molecule: messenger RNA, 2117 nt
Organism: Solanum stenotomum
Lineage: Eukaryota; Viridiplantae; Streptophyta; Magnoliopsida; Solanales; Solanaceae
Product: cyclic dof factor 3-like
Exons: 2
Coding region: 198-1676 (492 amino acids)
Biological process (GO): regulation of DNA-templated transcription
Molecular function (GO): DNA-binding transcription factor activity; DNA binding
Source: RefSeq, a predicted model, not a curated record